Lycium ferocissimum is the source of this 2151-nucleotide messenger RNA. Its product is annotated as protein CPR-5. Gene Ontology annotation, biological process: leaf senescence; trichome morphogenesis; defense response. The coding region runs from base 31 to 1710 and encodes 559 amino acids. The transcript has 5 exons. Lineage: Eukaryota; Viridiplantae; Streptophyta; Magnoliopsida; Solanales; Solanaceae. The record is from RefSeq and is a predicted model, not a curated record.
AAAUCAAGAUUUCAGAAAUUACCCGUUCCAAUGGACGACGACCCCCCUCUCGAUCCACCACCGCCGGAGCCCAAGAACGACAUCAUGGCUUCCCAAAUCCUACCUGAAUCCGACGUCAUCAAAAAGAAAAAGAAAAAGAAGAAGAAUAAAGCAAGUGCUUUUGACCCUACUAAUUGUUCCUCAUCAUCAUCAUCUUGUUCUAAUAGGGGUAUUAGGGUUUCCUCAACAACAGGUGGUCGUAGAGUCAUAGUUGGUAGACAUAAAAGCAGCACUGACAACAAUAAUGUUGUUGAAGCUCUUGCUCUUCCUCUUGGCAUGUCUAUUGCUGCUGUUCUUGCCCAGGUUUUGGAAAGGAAAGAUGCAACCGGACAAAAGAUAUCUGUGGAUUACCUGUCAGAGAUUUGUACUUUGGCUGUCCGAGAGUCUUUGGCCAAUGUAUUCGGUGACCAGUUUGAGUCUUUCGUGAGGAACUUCGAGAAAUCGUUUCAUAGUACCUUGAUGACACUCAGAUUAAUCAGUGAAUCCUCUAUGAACAGUGGAGUAGAGCAAAAUCAUUGUGCAGCAAGGACUUCUGUCUCAGAAAGAUCUGUGCCGUUUAUUUCCAACAGACUAGAAAAUCGUACAUGUGAUCCUGACUUCGGUGAGUCUCAAGCGGAGUCAUUUCAGCAGAGUGCCAUCUCUGAUAACGAGAGAAAUCAAGAAGAGAGAAGUGACGGUACAUGUCUUGAAUCAAUAGGUCGGCAGCUUACCCUCUAUGAUAGGCAAGUGAGGCAGCAAUUGGCUUCUGUUUCAUCCAGUACAGAGAUUAGCCAAUCUGUGCAUAGUACUUUGGAAAGAUCUCUCAUAGAGCAAGCUAGGUCGAAUGACCUCAAGACAUUUGAGAUUGGUCUUACAAUGAGGAAGUUGCAACUUAAAGAAAGGCAGCUGUCUCUCAGUUCUGAUGCGAACCUUUUGGAGAGGGCCAAACUAUCAUUUGGUUUCUCUAAGACAUCCUUCAAAGCUGAAAAGUUUAAAAAUCAAGUAGAAGACUCAAAACAUGCUGAGCUGCUUAAAUCAUCGAUAGACUGCCUUGUUGCUGGUUUAUUUAUCAUGUUGGCGUGUCUUGGAUAUGGGACUUAUGUUUUCUCUCAUAAAAGAAUUACUGAAGCUACAGCGUUCUGCACACCUUCCAUGGAACACAAGUCUUGGUGGAUGCCGAAAUCGAUGUCAUCUAUUAAUUCAGGACUGCAACUCUUACGGUGUCAGGUUCUAGUUCUCAGUCGCAUGCUGUUUGGUGGUUUCAUGAUAUUGGCUAUAGGCUAUUUACUUCUCCAGCGCUCUGCAACUUCGAAUCAGACUAUGCCAAUUACUUUCAUUCUGUUGCUGUUGGGAGUUGGCUGCGGUUUUGCAGGGAAGUUUUGUAUCGACACCUUAGGGGGAAGCGGAUAUCAUUGGUUAAUUUUUUGGGAGACAUUCUGCUUGCUACAUUUUCUUUCGAAUGCUUUUAUCUCGACUUUGUUCCUGAUCCUUAAUGGACCUGUCACGGUGUCAGAAAAGAGCACAAGGGAUAGAACAUUUCCAUACUGGAUGAGGAGAUCUAUGUUUUAUACCACAUUACUUCUUUUUCUCCCCUUGCUAUGUGGUUUGAUCCCUUUUGCUGGCCCCCGUGAGUGGAAAGAUCACUUCUCUUCACUUGUCCUGGACGCUUUUAUUACUCCAGUUGAGUACUGAAAAGGAGAGUGCAAGCUUGUAGCAUUAUUGGAUGAAACACUGCUUUGAUCAAGACCUGUCAAGGAAUUAAGCGUAAAGUAUCAGGCUUGAGGAUGAUUAUUCUGUUUUACAUGUAAAAUUAUUAUGUAUCAUUAGGGGCUAGCUGAAGAUUUCAGGCUUACAGAUGAAACACUGUUUUGAUCUGUGCCUGUCAAGGAAUUUUAGCUUUGUAUGAUCAACUAGUAGAAGAUUAGCCUAAAUUAUCUGUAUCAUUAGAGCAAAAUGAGGCCUUGUGUAGUUAGGUUUCCUUUCUUUUUGGUUUAUGAUUGGGAGAAAGCAGGUUUUGAGUCUUGUAACAUCUUGUGAAGAUGCAGGAUACAGUAGUAUCAACGAAGGAGCAUCUUGAAUUGUACUAUAUUUUAUUCAAUUAAAAGAGUAUUAACUGUAGAUUGUGGUGAAUAA